AUGAUUUUUUUGAAGUUUUAGAAGAAGUGUAUGAAAAAGGCCUCAUUACAAAAGAUAUGAAAAAUGGAUUUACAACACUAAUUCAUAAGAAAGGAAGGAGAAUAUCAGAUACACUCAUCUUAUUGAGAGAUAUAUGUAUACAGGAGGAGAACAAAUUUGGAGAAUCUUCUCUGCUUUCAUUGGAUUUAAACAAAGCCUUUGACAGCGUGGACCUGGAAUAUCUAUUUUGUGUACUACAUAAAUUUGGAUUCAAAGAAAAAUUUAUAAAUGUACUUCGAACUUUGUAUACCGAAUCAGAAACUAGGGUGUUGAUGAAUGGAUAUUUAAGUCAAGCAGUUACAUUAGAAAGAGGAGUUCGCCAAGGUGAUCCACUAAGCUUAUAUACGUUCAUAAUAGCAAUUGAACCCUUGCUCAUUGCGAAAAAUGCCCAUAAAAGUAUCAAUGGAAUUAUGAUCCCACACAAUCAAGAAAUAAAGCAUCUAAGUUACGCUGAUGAUAUCACCCUAACUGUAAGAAACAAAACUUCAAUUUAAUAUACUCUGGAUUUAAUAAACAGAUUUGAGCUAGCAACUGGCAUGAAGUUGAAUAUUGGAAAAACAAAACUUUUAAAAAUAGGAAAAUGGACCAAUCCAAAUUUUUUUUCAAAUCUCCAUAUUGUACAAAGUUUGAAUGUACUCGGAGUAGUGUUUUCAAACUCUGAUACAAGCAAUAACAACUGGGAAGACUGUAUGAAUAAUGUUAGGACUGUAAUAAGUGAACUGAAGGACAUUCCUUUAUCACUCGAUGGAAAAUGUCUAUUGAUCAAACUUAAAAUUUUACCUGUUUUCUUAUACUGUGCAAGAAUAUUCCCUAUCCCGAUGUAUAUAGGAAAACAAAUUAAUGAUAUUAUUGAAAAGUUUGUAUUUAAUGGUAGAAAUACCUUAAGAAUUGAUACAUUAUGUAAAAACAAAAUAUUAGGAGGAUAUGAUAUAAUUAAUAUUCCUCUUUUUACAAUGUGCCUUUAUGUCAUGACUUCUUAUGAAUAUUACUGUGAUAGAAUUAAUGCUAAUAUUGAACACUGUAGACAAUCCGUAUAUAAUUUCAUAGAAUAUAACAUAGGGCAACA
Molecule: messenger RNA, 1105 nt
Organism: Styela clava
Lineage: Eukaryota; Metazoa; Chordata; Ascidiacea; Stolidobranchia; Styelidae
Source: RefSeq, a predicted model, not a curated record